GGGCGGCGGCUGUCCGUGCCGCUUUGCGCCGCGCGUCUCUUUCCUGCGGGCCUGCCCUGCCGGAUAAAGGGCCCGCAGGGAGGAGGGCUCGGCUUGGGGGCCCGGGCGCGGCUUGGGGCUGUGGGGGGCCCGGCUUGGGGAUUUUUGCCCAGCAGCGGCUGGAAGUGUCAGCCUCCCGUCCAGUGCCAGUUUCUGCUCUGGGCCGACGGAGCUGCCGUGCAGCGUCUCCCGAAGCCACUUAAUGCCGUGUAGAGCUCAUGAGUUAUAACCGAGGAAUAGAAUGAGCCAGGGAGACUCAAAUCCAGCAGCAAUCCCACAUGCUGCUGAAGAUAUCCAGGGGGAUGACAGAUGGAUGUCACAGCACAACAGAUUUGUUUUGGAUUGCAAAGACAAGGAACCCGAUGUGCUCUUUGUGGGUGACUCCAUGGUGCAGUUGCUACAGCAGUAUGAGAUAUGGCGAGAACUCUUCUCACCACUUCAUGCACUGAAUUUUGGGAUUGGUGGAGACACAACAGGACAUGUUCUGUGGAGACUGAAGAAUGGUGAACUGGAGAACAUUAAACCGAAGGUCAUUGUUGUUUGGGUUGGAACAAAUAAUCAUGAAAACACAGCAGAAGAAGUAGCAGGUGGAAUUGAGGCCAUCGUGCGUCUGAUAAAUACCCAGCAGCCACAGGCCAAAGUUAUUGUACUGGGCCUGCUACCUCGCGGAGAGAAGCCAAACCCUCUGCGGCAGAAGAAUGCCAAGGUGAACCAGAUGCUAAAAACCUCACUCCCCAAACUGCCCAAUGUCCAGCUUCUGGAUGUAGACGUCGGCUUUGUGCACUCAGAUGGCACCAUCUCCUACCACGACAUGUUUGAUUUCCUGCACCUGACGGGAGGGGGCUAUGCGAAGAUCUGCAAACCCCUCCAUGAACUGAUCAUGCAGCUACUGGAGGAGACUCCUGAGGAGAAACGAGCUGCUCUGGCCUGAUUAGCUGAUACCAGUGUUAACAUCAUCCAGCCCAUCAGAUCAGUUCUGUCACUGGCACUACAGAAUCCUUCUUUCUUAAAGCACUUUCCAUUGUAGAAUGUUACCGGAUGUUCGUAUCUAGUGUUUUGAGGGGGAAGGCUAAUGUUUAACUGGUCUUGUACGUACAAGGGCCAGCUCAGUUGGUUUUAUUGCAGGACGAAAUUAGCUGAAGAAGAGUUUUACUUUUAAACCAUUCCUCAUUUAAAAUGAGAACAGGACUGUCACUCUGUGCCCCUCUCAUCUAUUGUUGCCCUGUGGUUGCUCUAGAACCCUUUUAGCCUGUCUCUGACAGCCUUGUAGGCAGCUCCUGUCUUCCUUUUCUCAGCCGUGGGGAUUGUGCUUGGUGUAUUACCCAGUGAACAAGAAUCACAUUCCACUUCCAAAAAGUCAGAACAGCUGCAUUUUUCUGAACUUGGUCCCACCUUGUAACGUUUCAUUUUCUAGGGGUGUUUAAGUGACACUCGUUGCUUUCUUGCUCCUUGUUUCUGAAGCAGCCUGAAACUGGAAUUCAGAAAUAUAGCAAAACAAACCAUUAACUGAGCUUGUGUUGUGCUCCCAGGUGCUUGUUCAUGUGCUUAUUUCACUAUGCCUACUAGCUGGGGCACUUUUCAUUCCAUGUUGCUUUCUGUGUGGGCAGUGCCAUGCAGGUGCUGCUGACUGUCCUGUUCUCUGCUCCUGUCUGUGUGCGGUAUUGCUGGCUUUUAACAGUUGUUCAGUUUAGGAUUUUAAUUACCCAGUAAAUAUCACACAAGGCAGUCACUUCCUCGCUACUGUAGAACUGACAUUUCAUUCCUUUGAGAUGCCUGUGCCACAGGGCUCUUUACAGUGCUGUUGAUCCUUUCUCUCUCUCUCUCUCUCUCUCUCUCUCUCUCUCUCUCUCUCUCUCUCUCUCUCUCUCUCUUUUUUUUAAGUAUGACUGUUACAUCCUUUUUUUCUAAAGAAGAUCCAUACUCGUAGCCCCUUUUUGCAAGGCCUAAAUCAGUCUGAAGCUUUACAGAUUCAAAGGUGUAUAUUUCUUUAUUGCUUUUGUUUUACUUGUAUAAACAUUUUAUUCAAGCAACUACAGCCUCUUAUGGUAAGAAGUGAAGUCAAGGUGUAGUCUUCUCCUGCCCUGGACACUGCCCCUCUCCUGUAGCCGAGGGAGCCAGUGUGGCGAGUGUCCUCCUACAGGGACUGCAAUUAGAUUUUUUUUUUUUAAUGAGGGCUGAUAGAGUCUACUAAUGAUAAUAUAAAAGCAGCCUUUCAUUUAAAACUGAAAGGUUAUCUUUUUGAAGAAGAAACUGUUUUUCACCCUAAAUGCAGAGCCCUAGAGGAAUAUACUUGCAAAUAAAAUAGUUUUAAACAAACUCUGUUCUUCCUUGACUUACCUACCAGAGUUGGAGCUUGGCAGUGCUGCGCAAACACUGCAGUGUUUCGCACUACAGGUAGCUGUUCAAGAGCUGCCAAUGCACAUCUUUGUGCUUCUUUCCGUGUAAGUGAAAUCUGCAGUCAUGCAUGCUCAUCUUGGCAGGUAAAUUGGAGAGGAACUGAUACAUUUUUAGCAGGCACUCCAUACCAUAUUCUUAAUGAGGGGUGUUUAGCUGUCCAGGUUGCUUGCUGUGCCCUACUGCAAUGAAAGUACAUAGGUACUGUAUAUAGUCUGUUUGCCCUUUUUUAUAAUAAAGGGUUCUGGUGUUUAAUGCCGUCUAUAAUCUAGCAUUAAGGAAUACUUUUACGUCCCCACUACAUUCCCCUUUUCCUGUAGAUUUGAUCAUAGCAGGAUUUCUGCCUGGAUUGCAUGCAUAGUGUGUGUUUUGUUGCCAGUAUAUGUGAUCUACACACAGAUGAAGGAAGGAUGAAGCAUUCCACUUCCCAGAAACAAAAAUGUAAGGUGUCAGAGUGCUUGCAGGAGAGAGGAGGGGUUUUGGUCCUGCAUGCACAAACCAGACUAGGGAUGCACUGUGCCACUGGCUCUUCAGCCUGUGCGCUCUGUAGCUCUGCUGCCUCACAGAAUGGGCUUUAAGGGAAUGUUAUUUAGGCUUCUGACAAGAAAAGAGGCACCUUGGAGAAGCUGGGGCAAGAAAGAGUGUUAAAAUAAAUGUUUAAAAAGAGGCUGGAGUGGAGGAUUCUUGGGGAAACGACUUAUUCCUGUUUAGGGAGAAGGGAUACAACAGAUUUUCCCUGUGAGCUUUCCAGGUUUCUAGGCUGUUGUAAAAAGGCAGUGUGCUAGUUCACCCUAUACAUCCCUGUUCUCUCCACAGUCACCACAUUUGGUCAAAGAGAUGCUAACCAGGAAUGUAUUCUUCAAUAAAAAGCUCUAACUUCUUAACGAAAUGCCUGUGCAACUGAGGCUGUGUCCAGAUGUGAGUCAGUACCUCUUGGCAGGGUGCUGGGUGGAAUAAGAGAGGUUUGGCAGGUUUGUGAGUCUUCUGCAAUGUGACUGAGGACAGCUCUGCUGGUUCUCUCUGCUUAAGCUUGGCUUGCUAAGGUGCCACACUCUGCGCUUGGUUCAGUGUUCAUGGCCCUUCUCUUGUCCGCUACCUUAACCGUCUCAGAGACAUGCUGGUGCUGCGUAAGGAAAGGAUGUCUUUCCUCCGGGGCUUUAGCUCUGUUUGUUGCUGCCUGGGAAGAAACUGUCCCACUCAAAGUGAGUGUUUUUGUGAGCAGGCGACGAGGGACUCUCCCUUCUUGCUGCAGUAUUAAAGAGAUGAGCGUCUCAUCCCAAGAAGCGUAGAGAAGCUUUAGUUUUAGCUGUGGAUGACCGAUGUCUCUUGGGAUCGAGGCUAGGCUGGGCUGCCCCUGCCAAAACAGCGUGAACUAUUUCGUUGUUGAUGGUGAGCUGUGAAAGAACUGACCCUUUGGGGCUUUUUCUUUUUGUAAACAAUCCAGGUGGAUUUUGCAGUUCUGUGCUAAAGCCUGGAAUCUUUGUCUGUACUGUGGCCUGUGAGCGCUGCCAGUUUCAUAUUUAUUGCAGCAAAGAAAAAAAAAAAGAUGCGAAAGGCCAGAGAGAGUCCUUCUCUUGUAGCCCGUGUGUGCUUGGUGGGGGGACUCCAGGCACAGGAUGGGGACCUCUAAGGAGGAAAGCUCGCAGUGCGCGUGAAAUUAGAUUGCAACCUCGCUCUGCAGUGACCUACCUACCUGCUUGGAGGCACUGCCUUGUUACUGGUCGCUGACUUGAACCUUCUCCAGAGAAAAAAAAUGUGUUUCUGCUUUGGCAAAAAAAAAUGCAUCAACUGAUAGAGCUCACUCUGUUUAGUGCAUAUUUCAAUAUAAAUGUAAAUGUUUCACCCCAA
Messenger RNA from Rhea pennata, 4281 nucleotides. RefSeq names its product platelet activating factor acetylhydrolase 1b catalytic subunit 2 (gene PAFAH1B2). The transcript has 6 exons. Bases 281 to 970 code for a protein of 229 amino acids. NCBI's taxonomy places the organism in Eukaryota, Metazoa, Chordata, Aves, Rheiformes, Rheidae. Gene Ontology annotation, cellular component: cytoplasm. The record is from RefSeq and is a predicted model, not a curated record. Gene Ontology annotation, molecular function: platelet-activating factor acetyltransferase activity.